Anopheles gambiae (African malaria mosquito) is the source of this 1239-nucleotide messenger RNA. Its product is annotated as voltage-dependent anion-selective channel. Gene Ontology annotation, cellular component: mitochondrial outer membrane. Lineage: Eukaryota; Metazoa; Arthropoda; Insecta; Diptera; Culicidae. The record is from RefSeq and is a predicted model, not a curated record. The coding region runs from base 204 to 1052 and encodes 282 amino acids. Gene Ontology annotation, biological process: monoatomic anion transmembrane transport. The transcript has 5 exons. Gene Ontology annotation, molecular function: voltage-gated monoatomic anion channel activity.
GCGAUCCCAUCCCAUCCGUAAGAACUACAGCUCCGGGCUUCUGCUCGAUCGCCACCACUAGCGCUUUUUCUCACUCGUGAAAAAAAAUCGACCCGGACCCGUGUGCGUGCCCAUUUCUCCGUGGCAUUUCCGUGCAAGAAAAAGAGAUUUUUCUCGUGUUUUCCCGUGUUUGUAACGUGAACUAAAACACUCAGUGCAGAAUAAUGGCCCCACCAUCGUACUCCGAUCUUGGCAAGCAGGCCCGCGAUGUCUUCAACAAAGGCUACCACUUCGGACUGUGGAAGCUGGACGUCAAGACCAAGACCAACUCGGGUGUGGAGUUCAGCACGAGCGGCCACUCGAACCAGGACACCGGCAAGGUGUUCGGCUCGCUGGAGACCAAGUACAAAGUGAAGGAGUACGGUCUGAACUUCUCGGAGAAGUGGAACACAGACAACACGCUCACCUCGGAGGUGUCGGUCGAGAACCAGCUGGUGAAGGGCCUGAAGGUGUCGUUCGAUGGCAUGUUUGUGCCGCAUACCGGAAGCAAAACUGGCCGCUUCAAGACUGCCUACUCGCACGAUCGCGUUCGCGUCGAUGCCGACUUCAAUGUCGACCUGAGCGGACCGCUGGUGAACGCGUCCGGUGUCGCUGCCUACCAGGGCUGGUUGGCCGGUUACCAGGUUGCAUUUGACUCGCAGAAGUCGAAAAUCACCGCCAACAACUUUGCUCUCGGCUACUCGGCCGGUGACUUUGUUCUGCACACCAACGUUAAUGAUGGCCGUGAGUUCGGUGGUCUGAUCUACCAGCGAUGCAACGAUCGUCUGGAGACUGCCGUGCAGCUGUCCUGGGCUUCGGGCUCGAAUGCUACCAAGUUUGGCAUGGGCGCCAAGUACGACUUGGACAAGGAUGCUUGCGUCCGUGCUAAGGUCAACAACCAGAGCCAGAUCGGUCUCGGCUACCAGCAGAAGCUCCGUGAUGGUAUUACUCUGACAUUGUCCACGCUCGUUGAUGGCAAGAACUUCAACGCUGGCGGCCACAAGAUUGGCGUCGCUCUGGAGCUGGAGGCUUAAGUGCGCGCGCUCGUGCCGUUUUUGUGUUCUUGCGCCCAUUUCCCCCCUUCCCCUAAAGAAGCCCCCUGGUUCGCAAAACUCAGCUGGCUUGCGGACACACGAAAGAAGAAAGUGCAGGGGCUGCAUUGGGUGUAGUUGCAAAGUGUUUUAAGAAAUAUUAAACGAUCGAGCGAAUCCUUACCACAUA